AUGAAUAAUAAUAUAGAUAUGAAUUUAUAUAAUGAAAAAAAUGAGCGAGGAAUUAACAAAAUUCGAAAUCUUAUUGAUCAAUUAGCAAUUACAUAUGAAAAUCUAAUUACUGCUGAAGAAUAUCUCGAAUAUGAAAAAGAAGCAGCACAUCAAAUGAUGACUAAUGAAGAAAUUAUACAAAUUAUAAAUAAACCGGAGGAUAAUUUGAAUAUUGAUAAAACUAUCAAAAUGUCUAUUAUUACUCAUCAUAAAGCAUCUGAAGCACUCGAAAAAAAAAAUAAACAAGCUAAUGAGAUAAAUAAUUUGAGUUAUGAAGAACUGAAACAACUCAAAUCACUACAAAUAGAACAAGAAAAAAUAAAAGGUCAAAUUAAAGAAAACCAUUGCCAAUAUCAGGAGGCAGAAAGAAAUAGAAAUGCUCAAAAAGCUGCUGAAAUACUACAAGCAAAUGAAUAUGAUUUUAGUAGUGAAAUUGAACAAAUAUUAAACGUUCUCGAAGGUAAAUUAAAUCCUAAUGAUACUUUACCUACCUCUAAUACAUACUUUGGUCAAAAUUUUAAUUCUAAUAAUCAACCUCUUCUUAACGCUCCAAGAGGCUUCGCCUCCCAACCAAAUAACUUGAGUAGUACAAGAAGACCUUGA
Molecule: messenger RNA, 642 nt
Organism: Racocetra fulgida
Lineage: Eukaryota; Fungi; Glomeromycota; Glomeromycetes; Diversisporales; Gigasporaceae
Source: the annotation of a GenBank genome assembly